This is a messenger RNA of Mesorhabditis belari, 1128 nucleotides long. The record is from the annotation of a GenBank genome assembly. Lineage: Eukaryota; Metazoa; Nematoda; Chromadorea; Rhabditida; Rhabditidae.
AUGGCUUCCUGCAAACAACUCUUUUCAUCUCCGCUCACGUGCCAUUCACUCACGUAUCGCACCGCCGAAUUUCUCGUUGUUGAUUUCGAUAAGAAAGGGCAAAUACCGUCUUUGAAAUUUCCUAUGAAUGACCCAGAGCCGCAAAUCAUUCGCAUCACGAACAAGCACCCCACCGAGGCGAUGUGUUUACAGGUGUUUCCUCCGCUUCCGAGGGAUGCUUGGGACAAACCAUUUGGACAUGUUUGGUCAACGAUGACGAACGAGUGGUUUCUCGAGUUAUAUGGUUGGGUGAAAGGAAUGAAGAUUGCCGAUCAAGUCAUGGUGGCAUGCCAAAAGUAUGGCACACCUCUUGGUCAUGGUAAGAAACCAAUAACUCCCUCGGAUUUUCAUGCGAUGGAAUUCGCCGCAUUCUGCGAACUGCAGGCCAGCAUCGACGACGUGGCACUUCAAAUUGAUGCGGGCUUCGUCGUGCCGGUGAUCCUGAUCGAGCAGUACAUUUUUGAUGUACUCGACAAGGUCCUGCAGGCUCCGGAAGAUGACGACGUGUCAUCAUCUUCCUUGCGCUCAAACGAUGAAUUAAAUGAAAACGUCUCUUCCAUGUCUUCAUCUCUCUCGACUGCCUCUUUAUCGCUUCUCGGCAAUGGCUUGAUUCAUUCCACUCCUAUGGUACAGGACACCCCCGCGAAAUCGCCCAUUGCUGCCGUUACUUGCCAAAAGCGACGUCGCUCAGGUGAUCUGUUUCGAGAUAGCUUGAAGACGAUCGCGGAAGUUGAGUCUGCUUCCAAUUCCGAUCAACCAGGCCCGUCUAAUCAGAGGAUCCGUCACAAGGACAAUAAUAGUGAUGAAGACGGCGCUCUCAUCGACUUCAUUCAUACGUCAACAUCUCAACCCCGUGGCUAUGAAAAUGCAUUGAGUGAUAAAAAUCAAGAUACUCACAUAAGGAAAAAUGAUGGUUGCCCCAAAUGCCAUAAAACCAUGUAUGGGAAGGCGUGUUUGAGAUGCCAAGACGGAUGUUUAAAAUGGUGGCAUACACGAUGUUUUGAUACCACGUUGCACUAUCGAGCUGAUGAAGCAAAAGCUCGAGCACAUGAUGGAAAACUUCUCUGUGCCGCCUGUCGACAAGGAAUC